AUGCAAGAACCUUGUGGAAAAUGCACCAAGACCGUCUACGCCAACGAAAAACUCGAAGCUGCUGGAAGGUGGUUUCACAAGGGCUGCUUUAAGUGCAAUGAGGCUGAAUGUGGUAUUCAGCUUAACUUGAAGAACUUUAAGGCGGACCAGGGCAGUGUGUGGUGCGAAAAACACAUUCCAAAGCCAACCCAUACUGCCAUCACAGACAGUAUCUCUGUUGUCCAUGCCCUUCAUGCUCCUAAAAAAGCUUCUGAAGGGUUACACAAGGCUCAAGUUGGUACGGGUGAGACGCCAGCAUAUGGGUUAGAGACGAUGUCUGUUCAGCACGCUCUUGCUGCACCAAAAAAACCAAUUGAAAAUAUUGGUAAUGUUAAAAAGGACGAUGCUGGAUAUGGGUCUCAGGAAGCUCUCCAUGCUUCGGGUCAUUGAAGUUUAUUCCUAAAUCUGACAUUUAAAACGUAUUCGUUUAAAAUAAAUUACGAUUGUUUUCAAAAA
This is a messenger RNA of Batrachochytrium dendrobatidis JAM81, 495 nucleotides long. RefSeq lists its product as uncharacterized. The record is from RefSeq and is a predicted model, not a curated record. Lineage: Eukaryota; Fungi; Chytridiomycota; Chytridiomycetes; Rhizophydiales. Bases 1 to 429 code for a protein of 142 amino acids. Gene Ontology annotation, molecular function: actin filament binding. Gene Ontology annotation, biological process: actin filament bundle assembly. Gene Ontology annotation, cellular component: actin cytoskeleton; plasma membrane. The transcript is spliced from 4 exons.